GAGCAGUUUCAGCGCCAACUUCAGAGCGUUUGCGAAUGUCAGAAAGUGUAUUAUUUUUUGUAUGUUAAUAGCACCUAAAUUAACGCGAUUUUCCUUACUUUCUCAGUUGCACCAUCAAGUUGAGUGUCUAUAUUAAGUGAUUUUCUAGUGAUCCAGUGUGGCAAAUUGGUGCGAGUGGGUGAAAAAGUGUGUUUUCCGGGGGUGUAGGAGUGUACGUGGAUUCCAAAGUUGGGGGCACUAAACAAAAAUGGCGGCCAAUGUUGACACUUGUUUGUGGCUCCACAAUAAAUUGGGCACUUCCAAUGCCAAUGAUAGCUGGACGAGUGGCUCAAUAUGCUCCCAGCUGAACAAGGAAGUUCUCAAGAAUAUCAAGGACUGCUUCCCGGAUCUGCAAACGCAGGUCAAGCUGAAGCUGCUGCUCAGCUUCUUCCACAUUCCGAGGCGUCAUGUUGAGGAGUGGAAGAAGGAGCUGGAGGAGAUUAUUGAAGUGGCAGGGCUGGAUUCAGAGCUGUGGGUGUCGAUGGUAGCCGAGACAAUGAAGACUUUUCCCGCCACUGGAUCUCUCAAUACGGAAAUCUCAGAUUACGAUGAGACUAGACCCAUUUUCACGGACAUGGUGAACGACUUGAAGAAGCUAGUGAACAAACACAGCGAUCUCUGUAUGCUUCCUCUGGAGUGUCAGUACCUCAACAAAGCAGCUCUUAUCUCUGUUGUUGGGCAACAGUCGCCUCCAGUAAAGCAUUUUACGCUCAAACGGAAGCCCAAAAGUGUCCAGCUGAGAGCUGAACUGUUGCAAAAAUCUUCCGAUGCUCAGUCGACUCUUAAGAAAGCUAGUGCUCCCACAAUCCCAUUGAGAUCUCGAGGAAUGCCCAGGAAGAUGACAGAUACCACUCCACUCAAGGGGAUACCCUCCAGGAUGCCCACAAGUGGUUUCCGGUCGCCGACAUCGGGAUCGGGUCUCAGUAGGCCAAAUAUGAGCCGAACAACGGCUGGAAGGAAAGAUGGUGGUAUCAAAUUAUUGGACAUUGCUGAGCAGCCACUUGGAUAUGCGGCGGCCAAGAAGCGAAAACGCCAGAUGGAGAUGGAGGAACAACAGAAGAAGGCUCAAGAGAUUGCUGCAGCUGCAGCUAGUGGAGGAGCUUCCACAACACCCCCAGCCACAGUGUCUUCCUCUACGCCUGAUUAUGCUGCUGGAUUGACAGCAUCGGCUAUCUAUACUCAACCAGCGACGCCUGCAGCAGCCCUUACGGCCAGUGUCAAGGAAAAUCCUUCGGUCAAUUCAGCCUCAUCAUCUGCCUCCAAGACAACUCCUUCGGUCAUCUCGACGUCCGGUGGAGCAACACCCAAGCACAGCAUUGAGACAUUGUACGAAGUGAAAUCGUCGAUGGAGUGUAAGGUGGAAUCACCGCAGGAGGAGGAAUAUGAGAUGAUAACAUCUCCUACGACUCCUAAAGCUCCAAAAAUGUCCGCAAAACUCAUUACGUCACAGGCUCCGGCUUUGGUGAAAUCUGAACCUCUGGCAGCGUCUUCCACGGCAACAUCUUCGCCGACAGGACCUCAGAUUAUCUCCCAAACGGUUAUUUCGUCUCCCAUGUCAUUGAAUAUGCCAGCACUGACGGUGUUCUCGAGUCCUGGAGCAGUUCAGGGAUCGCAUAUUGUGCGGCAGGAAAUGGCUGGAAGUGGGCAGACAGUUGUAGUUUCGCAGACACAGCCUACGGCUAGUCAGCAACAAUUCCACCAAAUAGCCCAAAUGCCAAAGAUCGUACAGAUCAAGACGGCACCCACGAUCAUGGUGACCCCGUCCCAAACCACCAGCAUCCCGCCAUUGAUUCCCAGUCAGCCCCAUCAAAUUGUCAGUCUGCAGAAUCUGCAGCAGCAGCAGCAGCAACAGCAGCAGCAGGAAGCUAAGAAAGUUAUUGGAUCAUCACACAUCACAACUCCAACAUCCAAUGUGGUAACCCUGGUGGCUGGUCCACAGACAGCUCAGGGACAGACGCUGGGUCAGAGCCUGGGUCAAACUGCUCAGAUUGUCACGGGGCAGGGAGGGCAGAAGUUUGCUGUGAUGUCCUCACCAAAUGUCAAAGGAAAGACUUUCAUACUCACAAAUCCCGGAAUGUUGGCCCAGAAGGGAGUGAUUAUCAAGAGUGUAGCUCCUGGAGGGAAUACUAUCUACCAACAGAUUCCCAUAAGUAAUGUGUCUGGACUGCAAAAUCUCACUGGAACCACAAUCCUGACUGGAUCUCCGGGUAUGAUUAAGGAUCAGAGUGGACAGCCUCAAGGGACAACACUGAAUCAGAUUCCUGCUCUUGUGCCCACCCGCAGCAUGUCACAGAAUAUCCCAUCAUUGACACCCGUGGUGAUUGCACCACAGAGUCAGCAGCAGAAUAUUCCGGCACUCAUUACGAAUGUGUCACAGUUGCAGCAGCAGCAGAAUACAAUGCAGAGUCCCCAGGGAACGAUCAUUAGGCCGGUACUGGCGACCAAUGUACAGGGACUGAAUGUACUUAAUCAGCAAGGAUAUACACUCAUUCAGCGUCCUGGUGGUCAGCCGACGCUCAUUCAGGCCAUUCCGGCGUCACAGGCCACGGUGCAGCAGGCACAGCAGCAGCCGCAGCAACAAACGGCUCAGAUCCAGCGAACGGCUACGGUUCAGGUGCAGCAACAGAGACAAGUUCAGACGGCUCAGCAGCCCAUCAGGAAGGGACUGUCGUUAUCGAGCGAACACGUUAACAAAGUGCAUGAGAUGUUCAGAGGUGCUAAUCGCGUCACGAGAUUGGACAAAGCUCUCAUAUUGGGAUUCAUUUCUGGACAGAGGGAAAAUCCACGUCCUAAUCCUGACAAUGUUGUCACAAUAACUCUCAAUCAGACAAAAGAAAAGGUAAAACAGGAAGAUGACACUGAUGCAGUAAUGCUCGUUGAGUCUUUCAUCCGAUUGGACUACAAUACAAUGGAAUACAAGACUUUCCAGAAGUGCCGACGCCUGGAUCAACCGGCGACGCACGACAAUCAAAAGGUAACAUCCGCGAGUGGGGGCAGUGCGCAAAGUUCAGUAGCUAUAUAAUGUUGCAUCAGUAUCUGAUGGGAGAGAUUCAUUUGAAAUUGACGGUUAAUUAUGGGAACAAUUAUGAAUUGGACAUAUGUAUAACAAAAUUUCAUUUUGCUAUCAGUGACAAAAUUUUUUGGGGGCUUAGGUGAUAAAUAGACAAAUGCCCUUUAACUUUACAUUUUAACUGAAUGUAUAUAAUACAAAUUGCAUAAGUUUAACUGACAAAUUAUUCAACAUACAAUUAUAACAUUUAAUGGACAAAAUGCGGGAGGAUUCUUUGAAAAUUUCGUUCCACUUCAAAAUUGUAUAAAAAAGAAUUGUUUUUUUAUUAUAGAUUUGUACAGAAUUAAAUGAGAAUUGAGAUUGGA
This is a messenger RNA of Phlebotomus papatasi, 3414 nucleotides long. RefSeq names its product negative elongation factor A (gene Nelf-A). Gene Ontology annotation, cellular component: NELF complex. Bases 248 to 3061 code for a protein of 937 amino acids. Gene Ontology annotation, biological process: negative regulation of transcription elongation by RNA polymerase II. The transcript has 5 exons. Lineage: Eukaryota; Metazoa; Arthropoda; Insecta; Diptera; Psychodidae. The record is from RefSeq and is a predicted model, not a curated record.